UUAAUUAUUUGGUAAAACAAAAGAGAGAGAGAGGGGAAAAUUCCGCACCGUUUUUUCUGAAUAAUUCGAAAAAGAGUCAAAAUCAAGAUUUUAGAAUAUAAAAACGUGAAGGAAUGCGUGGGUUUUUGUAUGGUGAAGCAAAACGAAUAAAGAUCGUAUGAACGGGACUCUCUAUCGUUGGUCUAGCUUAAUUUUAAGAAAAAUGGCUGAAGAAAUUAAUAAGGUGGAGCAUCGAUCAUCUCCAACGACUACUGUAGCGAAAUCCAGAUCGUUUUGGCCCUCCGUUCUCCGUUGGAUCCCCACUUCCACCGACCACAUCAUCGCCUCCGAGAAGCGCCUUCUCUCUCUCGUCAAGACUCCCUAUGUGCAAGAGCAAGUGAAUAUAGGUUCAGGUGCACCUGGUUCUAAAGUUAGGUGGUUUCGUUCUUCGAGUAAUGAGCCGAGGUUUAUAAAUACAGUUACCUUUGACAGCAAGGAGGGUUCUCCAACUCUUGUAAUGGUACAUGGAUAUGCUGCUUCUCAGGGUUUCUUUUUCAAGAAUUUCGAUUACCUAGCCAGUCGUUUCAAGGUCAUUGCUAUUGAUCAGCUUGGUUGGGGUGGAUCAAGCAGGCCUGAUUUUACAUGCAAAAGCACUGAAGAAACUGAGGCAUGGUUUGUUGAUUCUUUUGAGGAAUGGCGUAAAGCAAAAAAUCUGAGUAACUUUAUAUUACUUGGGCAUUCCUUAGGAGGAUAUGUUGCAGCUAAAUAUGCUCUCAAGCAUCCUGAACAUGUUCAACACUUAAUUCUAGUAGGACCUGCUGGAUUUACAGCAGAAUCAGAUGGCAAAUCUGAGUGGCUAACCCGCUUCCGAGCAACAUGGAAAGGUGCAAUUUUGAAUCAUUUGUGGGAGUCUAAUUUUACUCCUCAGAAGCUUGUAAGAGGUUUAGGUCCUUGGGGUCCAGAUCUUGUACAUAAGUAUACAACUGCUAGAUUUAGUCCUAGAUAUUCAGCUGAAAAUGUGCUGACGGAGGAGGAGUCUAGACUGCUAACAGAUUAUGUGUACCAUACUUUAGCUGCAAAAGCAAGUGGAGAGCUGUGCUUAAAAUAUAUAUUUGCAUUUGGAGCCUUUGCUCGGAUGCCCCUUUUACACAGUGCAUCUGAGUGGAAAGUGCCUACUACUUUUAUAUAUGGAGUUCAAGAUUGGAUGAACUAUCAAGGAGCCCAAGAAGCUCGUAAGCAAAUGAAGGUCCCAUGUGAAAUUUUCAGGGUUCCUCAGGCUGGACAUUUUGUGUUCCUUGAAAAUCCAGAUGGAUUUCAUUCAGCCAUGUUAUAUGCUUGUAGGAGAUUUCUCUCACCUCACCCUGAUGAUGAACCCUUUCCUGAAGGUUUGCAAUCAGCUUAGAAGAAAGGAUGUUGUAAUUUCUUUCCACGUUUGGUGUAUACUACAUAAUCACAGGGUUUCAUUUGUCAGAAGAUUCUUUGGGUCAGUCAAACAUUCUUUGCCUGUAACAUUUAUCAUAUUUAUGUAUACGAAUUGGAUGUUAAAUAUAGUGAGAAAUUUUAAGUUGUAUCUUCCACCUCAA
Molecule: messenger RNA, 1562 nt
Organism: Theobroma cacao (cacao)
Lineage: Eukaryota; Viridiplantae; Streptophyta; Magnoliopsida; Malvales; Malvaceae
Product: alpha/beta-Hydrolases superfamily protein
Biological process (GO): lipid homeostasis; phosphatidic acid biosynthetic process
Molecular function (GO): lysophosphatidic acid acyltransferase activity; A2-type glycerophospholipase activity
Source: RefSeq, a predicted model, not a curated record